Messenger RNA from Sus scrofa (pig), 609 nucleotides. It is a transcript of the gene CST7, whose product is annotated as cystatin F. The record is from RefSeq and is marked provisional. Gene Ontology annotation, cellular component: lysosome; late endosome; Golgi apparatus. Gene Ontology annotation, molecular function: cysteine-type endopeptidase inhibitor activity. NCBI's taxonomy places the organism in Eukaryota, Metazoa, Chordata, Mammalia, Artiodactyla, Suidae. Gene Ontology annotation, biological process: immune response; negative regulation of microglial cell activation; positive regulation of myelination.
GCACACACCGCCCUGGGCACAGCCAUGCGUCCUGCCAGGGUGCUGCUGGCCGUCUGCACCCUGGUCCUGGUUGCCACCGGGGGCCCUUCACAAGAUUUUUGUUCCCAGAUCCUGGACUCAGGUGUGAGGCCAGGAUGCCCCAAGACCAUCGAGACCAAUGACCCUGAUGUGCUCAGGGCAGCCAGACACAGCGCUGAGAGCUUCAACAACUGCAGCAAUGACGCCUUCCUAUUCAAGGAGUCGCACGUCAGCAAGGCCCUCGUCCAGAUAGUGAAGGGCCUGAAGUUUAUGCUGGACAUGGACAUCAGCAGAACCACCUGCAAGAAGCUGGGCCACCACGCGAGCCUGGACAACUGCAGCUUCCAGACCAACCACAGCCUGCAGUGGACCUUCAGCUGCUACUCCGAAGUCUGGGUCGUCCCCUGGCUCCAGAGCGUUGAGGUCUCUGUUCUCCGAUGUCACUGACGCCUGCCUCCCAGCUGCAUCCCUGCUGCCCCAUUGGGCUCUCAAGAGCAGAGGGCAGUGCAAGGGCCACAAAGUGCCACACGGCUGGGCGGGAAGGAGGCCCUGCUGCAUGAACUCAGUCUUCUGAUGCCAUGACCCCUGGGG